This is a messenger RNA of Tyto alba (common barn owl), 2458 nucleotides long. RefSeq names its product mutY DNA glycosylase (gene MUTYH). The transcript has 15 exons. Bases 785 to 2029 code for a protein of 414 amino acids. Gene Ontology annotation, molecular function: adenine/guanine mispair binding; 4 iron, 4 sulfur cluster binding; purine-specific mismatch base pair DNA N-glycosylase activity. The record is from RefSeq and is a predicted model, not a curated record. Gene Ontology annotation, cellular component: nucleus. NCBI's taxonomy places the organism in Eukaryota, Metazoa, Chordata, Aves, Strigiformes, Tytonidae. Gene Ontology annotation, biological process: mismatch repair; base-excision repair.
GCUCCGCCGCCCGCCCAGCACUGCUUCAGCGACCCGGCUGAGAUGGAGGCCCUGCGCGGGGACCUGCUGGCUUGGUACGACCGGUGCAAGCGGGACCUUCCCUGGAGGACGCUGGUGAGGAGAGGCGAGGCGAAGGGAGGCAGGGGUGCCGCGGCGGGGAGCCGGCCCCUCCGCCUUCAGGGAGCGUCUCUGGGGUGCCCACGGUGGCUUUGGUGCUGCGGUGCGUCCCUCGCUGCGCGGAAGAGGGAGGCGGCGCUGGGAACGGGAGCAUGCUCCCAGCCAGCCCCGGCAGUUCCGCGGUAAGUGCUCUGCAGCCAGCCCCUACGGAGGACGAAUAAAGCAGGGCACAGGGUGAAACCGUGCUUCUUGACCACGACUUCUAACCAGGGGUACUUUUUCUAUGGUUCUUAGUCUUUUAAAAGUGUUUUGUUCCUCCCUCUGUGAUACCCUGCAGCAGUGAGCGCUGCAUGGAAAGCCUUUUCCGUGUAUUUGCUUUAAGCCCAUCAAAGUAUUUUUAUUCAAGCUCCUACAUACUCUGUGCUCAGCUUGGCAAAAGGGCCUAGACAGUGGUUGUGGUGCCAGGGGUGUGCGUGGGCUUUACAGCAGCGUCUGUCUAGAUGGUGCUAGAAAUUGCACAACCCUUCGCUGGGGUUUACACCUGCCUGCUUCCCGUGCAGAGGGGCUCAGGUCUGGGACAGCUCCAACAGUGGGAUUGUGAACCUCUAAGGCAGUAACUGAGCCGGAUGCAGACAGACGGGCAUACGCAGUGUGGGUGUCUGAGAUCAUGCUCCAGCAAACGCAGGUGGCUACGGUGAUUGGCUACUACAACCGCUGGAUGCAGAAGUGGCCGACGCUGCAGGCUCUGGCGCAGGCGUCACUGGAGGAGGUGAACGAGCUGUGGGCCGGACUUGGCUACUACUCCAGAGGGAAGCGUCUGCAGGAGGCAGCAAGGAAGGUGGUGUCUGAGCUGGCCGGCCGGAUGCCCAGGACAGCUGAGGAGCUGCAGAGGCUGCUGCCAGGAGUGGGCCGAUACACGGCGGGAGCCAUCGCAUCCAUCUCCUACGGGCAGGCUACCGGUGUCGUGGAUGGGAACGUGAUCCGGGUCCUGUGCCGCCUGCGGUGCAUCGGUGCCGACUCCAGCAGCCCGGCCGUCAUCGACCGGCUCUGGGAUAUGGCCAAUGCCCUGGUAGACAGGAGCCGCCCAGGGGAUUUUAACCAAGCCCUGAUGGAGCUGGGGGCAACUGUGUGUGUGCCCAAGGCGCCGCUGUGCGAGGAGUGCCCUGUGAAGCAGCACUGCCGAGCAAGGCGCAGGGUGGAGAAGGAGCUGGCCUUUGCCUCUCAGAAGCUGUUUGGAAAACCCACCCCAGUGCCUGAUGUUGAGGACUGUGGUGUUGGGGGCUGUCCCUUGUGCCCCCCGGCUGCGGAGCCAUGGGACAGCAGCAUGGGGGUGACCAACUUCCCCCGGAAAGCAGCGAAGAAGCAGCCGCGUGUGGUGCGAACGGCCACGUGUGUGCUGGAGCGGAGGGGCUGCCAUGGGGCCCCGGAGUACCUCAUCGUGCAGAGACCCAGCUCGGGUCUCCUGGCCGGGCUCUGGGAGUUCCCAAGUCUCCCACUGGCUCAGGGUCUGCAGGAGGAGAAGCAGAGGGAGGCGCUGGCAGAUUAUCUUCAGGCCUGGAUGGGGCAGCCCGUGGCAGCUGGAAGCCUGCAGCUUAUCGGAGAGGUUGUCCACAUCUUCUCUCACAUUCACCAGACCUAUGUAGUCUACUCCCUGCCCCUGGAUGGGGACAUGACCCUGGACCCUGCCUUGUCCCCAUCCCGCUGGGUGACAGAGGAGGAGUUCCAUGCCUCGGCUGUGUCCACAGCCAUGAAGAAGGUGCUGAAAGUGCGUGAGAAGCAGCGUGGGAAGGAGAGCAGCUCCGGCACGGGCUCCAAGCGGAAGCGGGGGGCAAAAUCUCAGGGAGCGGGCAGCACCUGCCCUGGGACGCAGCUUUCCCUCCACGCCUUCCUCCGGGCCCCGACGGCCCCGUGACAGCACCUUCCACCUCUGAGCCCACCAGAGACCCGUAGUGCGAGUCCACUGGCUUCUCCAGCUCCCCUGUGGAAGUUGAGCCUUGAUGUGGCCACUGUGGCCCUGGAUAUGACCUGGAGCCAGGCUUGACUUCUCCCCCUGCCCUGGCUGGAGCCCUCAUGGGGUUGUUUGGCCCCGUACAGCCACCGCUCCAGCACUGCUGACGCGUGGCAGCAGGGUUUCUCUCUGGCAGCAGGAAGACUGGGGCCACAUCGCUCUCCUAGCCCCAGCCCUGGCUGCCUGCCUGCACCUCAUCCGCCAGACAGCAAUUGUGGAUGCUGCUGUACCCUUCCCGGCCUCCAAUAGCCCUUUUUAUACACUUGUUUUUACUGAACCUGAGCCACAGGCUUUCUAAUAAUAAAUCUACAGGAUGGAGGGUUUUUUAAGUGA